AGUAACUCGUACGUCAAUCUACAUAUCAAACAUAUAUCGAUUAUUUUAUCAUCAAUACAUACAUUCCUUCAUACAUGCAUACACAGAUGAUAUAGAGAGAUACAGAAACUUUGGAAACAUUGAUAUACAGGAAUAAAGCGAUUUCGAUUAAUUAUUGAAUCUUAUAUAUAUAGCACAGCUUAAUUGAUUGAAAGAAGUUCAAAGUUGUAAGUGGUAGAUAAAAUGGGGUCCAUUGUAGAAACAGAUCAUAAUUACACAAGAAACACAAAACCUCCUGGAAUCAGGUUUGUAGAAUGUACAAAGAAAUCAAACAUUUCAUUCAAAUCCCAUCAAGCAAUUGUUUUAAUUGUAACGUUUCUAGCAUACACAAGCUACCACGCAGCUCGUAAAACAACGAGCAUCAUCAAAAGCGCACUUGACCCACAAACACCCGACCAAAGUCUAGAAUCCGUCUCUUUUUUGCGACGAUCCAAUGCGCUUUCGUGGAUUUUAGGAAGCGGUUGGGCUCCGUUUAAUGGUUCAAAUGGGACAGGAUUGCUUGGGGAUCUUGACUUGGCGUUUUUGUUUGUGUAUGCUGUUGGUAUGUUCUUUUCGGGUCACAUUGGUGACAGGAUGAACUUAAGAAUCUUUUUGACUAUUGGAAUGGUGGGAACCGGAUUGUUUACUACAUUAUUCGGUGUUGGAUAUUGGGCGAACAUCCAUAUAUUUUACUACUAUUUGAUGGUUCAGAUGUUUGCGGGGCUGUUUCAAUCAACCGGGUGGCCUUCUGUAGUUGCGGUUGUGGGGAAUUGGUUUGGAAAGAGUAAAAGAGGGCUUAUCAUGGGUAUUUGGAACGCUCACACAUCUGUUGGAAACAUUGCUGGCUCGUUGACCGCUUCGUAUUUCUUGAAAUUCGGAUGGGGUUGGUCAAUGGCUGUUCCCGGUUUAGCCACUGCUGUUGUUGGACUAAUUGUUUUCAUGUUCUUGCCCGUUGAUCCUGAAUCAGUUGGGGUCGUUAGAGAUGAAGACGAAUCCGAAUCUCUUAAGAAGGAAAUAACCGAUCCUCUUUUGACCCCAAAGGAAGAGAACGAGAAAGGAUCGGCUGUUGGGUUUCUCGAAGCAUGGAGAAUACCCGGGGUCGCUCCUUUUGCGUUUUGCCUGUUUUUCGCGAAAUUGGUUGCUUAUACGUUCCUGUAUUGGCUUCCUUUUUACAUCAGUCACACAGCUAUAAAUGGGGAGUACUUGUCGAAUGAGGCUGCUGGAAACUUAUCCACAUUGUUCGAUGUAGGGGGUGUGGUGGGAGGAAUCCUAGCCGGUCACAUUUCUGACCGGCUAGGUGCUCGUGCCAUUACAGCUGCGAGCUUUACAUAUUGUGCAAUUCCAGCUCUGUACCUAUACCGAAGUUAUGGACAUAUAUCGAUGCCUGUAAACGUCAUUCUCAUGCUAGUCAUUGGGAUGUUUGUAAACGGACCAUACGCCCUCAUUACAACAGCAGUUUCGGCUGAUCUAGGGACUCAUAAGUCUUUAAAAGGCAACUCUAAGGCACUGGCAACAGUAACCGCAAUCAUUGAUGGAACAGGAUCGAUUGGUGCUGCGAUUGGGCCGGUGUUAACGGGUUACAUUUCAACUCAAAGCUGGAGUGCGGUAUUUAACAUGCUUAUGGUAUCAGCUUUUGUGGCUGGGUUGUUUUUGACAAAAUUGGUGGUGGCCGAGGUAACGGCAAAAUGUCAGGAUUCAGAAAGGGGUUCGAGUACUAGUGGCAGCCCUCGGUCAGGUAUGGUUGAAGAAGUCUGAUUAAUCAUCGAUUAAUCAUCAAUGGUGGUUGUGAAAUGAACAUUUUGAGAAAAAAGAAAUGUGAUAUUUGGGCAAAAUUAUUUUCAUGUCGAUGGUCGAUGCUUCAAAGGAGGAGAGGGAAAACGGCCGUGUAUACAAUUGUAAUUUCUCCAAGAUUGUUUCAAGUAUAGGACGAAGCGACUGGGUUUGAACGUUUGUGUUUUGUACAUGUAAUUAAGUAAUAACGAAUACCCACUCGUCGAUCAAAGUUUGCUAGUAUUUUGGACCGUUAUAUCUAGAGGUUCAAAUACUCGGUUUUCUUAGUAUCUAUCCAAAAUAGUACAAUUUUAUUUGAUUCAUCAUAUUUUUUUAUUGGGAAGAAAGUGAGACAUCAAAAUGUUUCUA
This is a messenger RNA of Erigeron canadensis, 2157 nucleotides long. Its product is annotated as putative glycerol-3-phosphate transporter 1. Gene Ontology annotation, molecular function: transmembrane transporter activity. The coding region runs from base 223 to 1773 and encodes 516 amino acids. The transcript has 3 exons. Gene Ontology annotation, cellular component: membrane. The record is from RefSeq and is a predicted model, not a curated record. Lineage: Eukaryota; Viridiplantae; Streptophyta; Magnoliopsida; Asterales; Asteraceae. Gene Ontology annotation, biological process: phosphate ion homeostasis; transmembrane transport.